CAACCUUCAUGUGACUUAGUAGGAACUGAGCCAACUGCCCUUGAACAGUUGCCAAAUGAUCGAAUGGCCCUUCCAUCUGCUGUGGAGGACAGAUGUGCUUUAAUCUUGCAGAGUUGUUAGUUGCAUCAGGUGGUGUGAAGACAUAAUGGAGUAUAGGCUAGAACAACUCGAAUGUGAUGUGUACAACCAUAUUCACCAGUGUGCCCAUACUAGUGAGGAACUCUUAAAGUUGAUGCAGCUUAUUUCUUCAAGUGCUGCAUUUCAAAUUCAGUCUCUUAAUCUUGCCAGUAAGUUGAGUAUGUUAGAAGAUCAAAUGGGUUUAAGUGCAUCCUUUUCUACUGAAUUUUCUCGUAAAAACUUGAUAAUUGCUGUAGCCAAAUCCAUCGGUGCAGUUUGCUCUAAAAUUAAAGUGAGUCCUGUAAAUUGUGAUUUCCCCUUAGUUGUAUCUUGCAGGGCCUUUAAAUAGACUGGUUGUUGUUUCUAUCCUACAAGCAUUCUGUUUCCACUUUUCAUCUGUU
Molecule: messenger RNA, 518 nt
Organism: Thrips palmi
Lineage: Eukaryota; Metazoa; Arthropoda; Insecta; Thysanoptera; Thripidae
Exons: 2
Coding region: 146-466 (106 amino acids)
Source: RefSeq, a predicted model, not a curated record